Messenger RNA from Rhinichthys klamathensis goyatoka, 1511 nucleotides. It is a transcript of the gene osbpl6, whose product is annotated as oxysterol binding protein-like 6. Gene Ontology annotation, cellular component: perinuclear endoplasmic reticulum; plasma membrane; cytosol. The annotation marks the transcript as partial. The record is from RefSeq and is a predicted model, not a curated record. NCBI's taxonomy places the organism in Eukaryota, Metazoa, Chordata, Actinopteri, Cypriniformes, Leuciscidae. Gene Ontology annotation, molecular function: cholesterol binding. The transcript has 11 exons.
GUUUACCGCAGACCUGCAGUCCCCGUUACCGCAGCAUCCGUCUAAACUGCCUUCAAAUCCAGCCACACACAGCACUUUUCCUCACUUUCAUACACCUAACCUUGACAAUACCCUCCAAUAUUGCUGUGAUUAUCUGCGGGGACUGACCGCUGACCGACUGGGAUAAAAAAACAAAACAAAAAAACAACCGCGACUACAGCUUCGCUAAUUCACAGCAUCGGGUUUCUCGGUUUCUGCGCCAAGAAACGAUGUGGACACCGAACCGCUGGUGAAAGCGCUCAAUCGUUUGGCUGCACAAGGAUUCAAAGGUCAUGCUGUGCUUUGAAGGGACAAGAAGAGACACUAAAUAAAAAGGUUGAGAGAGAGCAGAAGGUGGACAGCAGCCGCUAUCAUGUCUCGUCAUCACAGCCGAGCCACCAGCGUGGAGGAGAAGGGGGCCACGCCCAUCCACAAGAGCUCCACCCCUUUACACAAAAGCUCCACCCCCACCCACAAGAGCGCGUCCUCCUCCUCUUCGUCUCAGAGAGACAGUCGACAGGAGACGGAUAGCUGGGAGAUCAUCGAGGGCCUGAGGAUCGGGCAGACUCAUGUGCAGAGGCCAGAGAAGCACGAGGGCUUCAUGCUGAAGCGGAGGAAAUGGCCCCUGAAGGGCUGGCACAAGCGUUUUUUCGUUCUGGAUAAUGGGAUCCUGAAGUACUCCAAGUCUCCCGUGGACAUUCAGAAAGGAAAGCUCCAUGGCUGUAUAGAUGUGGGUCUGUCUGUGAUGUCCAUCAAGAAAAGAGCUCGCCGCAUAGACCUGGACACAGAAGAGCACAUCUACCAUCUGAAGGUGAAGUCUCCAGAUGUGUUUGACACCUGGGUGUGCAAGCUGCGUCACCAUCGCUUGUUCCGUCAGAACGAGAUCGUUCGUUCUCCCCGGGACGUCACGCUGCGGACGUUCCCCCCGACGGCCGGCGCAGAGUCUCCCCAGAACACCCCCUCCAGCACACACCAAAGCAAGCAGGGUAAGCCCACCAGUCUGCCCUGGCACCUGCCUCCAUCCUGCAGUAAUGGACAGAGUAAAGUGGCGGCCUGGUUAAAGGAGUCAGAGGAGAUGGACAAGUGUGCAGAAGAGCUCGCCUACUGCCAGUCUAGUCUAUUAGAGUUGAAUCAACUGCUGCAAAGUCUGGAGAUCCUACAAAGGACUCAGUCAGCUCCCAAUUUCACUGACAUGCAGAGUAACUGUGUAGAUUUGACAAAGAAAGAAAAGCGUGUCAGCAGAAGAUGGAGGACUAAAAGUGUCAGCAAAGAUGCAAAAUUGCAACAGCAGGUCCAGUCACUUCCCCAGUCACACAGUGCUAAAGUUCCCCUGAGUGCAAGUAUGUCUCAAGUGCGUCUCCACUCCUCUAAUCCUAACCUAUGUGCGGAGUUGGUGGAUUUUCAAACCCCUGUCACACGUCUGACUGACAGUAUCGACAACGCCAGUGACUACAUCAAACUGCAGGAAGACUUCUGCGUCAUUGCACAGAAAG